AUGAAGGAUUGUAAUCCUGUAAAUACUCCAUCUGAGUUUGGUAUGAAACUAAACAAAGAUAAUGGAGGAAAGAAGGUUGAUGACACUCUUUACAAACAAAUAGUGGGGAGUUUAAUGUAUUUGACGACAACAAGACCUGAUAUAAUGCAUGCUGUAAGUGUGAUUAGCAGAUACAUGGAAUGUCCUAUAGAGAUUCAUCUCUUGGCUACAAAAAGAAUUUUUCGGUACUUGCAAGGUACUAAGGAGUUUGGGUUGUUCUACAAUAAUGGAGAAAAGUCAGAUUUGUUUGGCUUUACCGAUAGUGAUUAUGCAGGAGAUCUAGAUGAUCGAAAAAGCACAUUUGAGUACGUUUUCAUGAUGGGGAUUGGAGCUAUUUCAUGGUCAUCAAAGAAGCAACCUAUUGUCACAUUAUCAUUCACUGAAGCUGAAUUUGUUGUUGCAACGGCUUGUGCUUGUCAAGCUAUUUGGUUAAAGAAAAUCCUUAAAGAGUUGCAUUUCAAGGAGGAUGGACCUACUUAG
This is a messenger RNA of Vitis riparia (riverbank grape), 519 nucleotides long. Its product is annotated as secreted RxLR effector protein 161-like. The transcript has a single exon. Bases 1 to 519 code for a protein of 172 amino acids. NCBI's taxonomy places the organism in Eukaryota, Viridiplantae, Streptophyta, Magnoliopsida, Vitales, Vitaceae. The record is from RefSeq and is a predicted model, not a curated record.